CCGGUACCAAAAGUAUCAUCACUAGACGAAACCACAGAGAUUCCCAUAGAUCUGAUAACGACUACUUUGUCUUUGAAACAAACGUGUUUGCUGCGAUAUUCCGACUUUUUGAGAAUUUUGGUGGAUAUUUGAGACGAUAAUGCUGGAUGGUUGCGCUCAUGAAAUUCACCAGAGAUAUAUGCAGACUGUUGGGACUCGGGAGCGGCCCCGCUGUCCAGCAGGAACAGGAACCAAUGGACUACGGUGCUGCAUGCCCUGACCUAAGUCAGGACAGCACUCUGUCACAGGAUGCAGUAAAUGGAGAGGAGGCUCUUAGUGAGCAGGAGAAGAUCAGACGGAGGGCGGAGCGGCGCAGAGCCAAGAGGACGCGUCGUCGGAAACGAAAGAAGCAGGAGCAGGUUAAGCAGAGUGAAAGUAUUGAACAGGAUGAUGACGAUGAGGAUGGAGGUGCAGAGUCUGAAUUGGAAGAGAGCGACUUGGAAGCAGAAGCUGUUGGUGACAACGAGGAGCUGGUGCUAAAAGAGGAGAACAAGGAGACAAAACCAGCUGGCUCAUGCAAGUACACCAACAAUCUGGACAUGAAUUCAUCAGGAAUCAAAGGAUAUCAGAAGUCCCAUUCCAGUUCCACUGAAGAGGAACCAGAAUGGGAUAAGAGCAGUGCCUUUUUUGCUAAUGCUGCUAGCCAUAUUAAACCCAAAGGAUCAGGUCGUAAGUCCAAAGAGAACAAGGAGAACGAGGCGAGGAAAGAGACUAAUGGAUCUGACACUGUGACUAAGAAAAGUGCUUCACUCACAGAAAAAGGGAUUAAGCUUGUCCAGGAGGGGCAGUAUGCACAAGCAGUCAGUAUGUUUACAGAAGCCAUCAAAUAUGAUCCAAAGGAUUACAGGUUCUUUGGGAAUCGUUCCUAUUGCUAUAUCUGUUUGGAGCAGUACCCUCAAGCUCUGGCUGAUGCUGAACGUUCCAUUCAGAUGGCUCCAGACUGGCCAAAAGGACACUUUCGAAAAGGAAGUGCUCUGAUGGGCAUGAAGCGAUACAGUGAGGCUGAAAAAGCUAUGGAGCAGGUUUUGAAACUGGAUAAAGACUGUGAGGAGGCUCUCAACGAUUUGUUUAAUUGCAAAGUGCUCCAGUUAAUGGAACUUGGUUUUGAAGAAGUACAAAGUGUUCUACUAUUAGAGAAGUUCUCAUCUGUACAGGCUGUGUUAUCAUCUUGUUCUGAUUUUUCCCGGGCUGGGAGCCAGGAUUUAUCAGUUCUCCAGCCAGGAAGUCCUUGUCCAUCUUUAUGGGUGGGCAACGUAACCACCGAGUUGACUGAGAAACACCUCUGGGACCUUUUCAAAAUGUAUGGUGAAAUAGAGAGUAUCCGUGUGCUGCAUGAGAGAUUCUGUGCCUUUGUCAAUUUCAAGAAUGCAAAUAUGGCAGCUCAUGCCAUGGAGAAACUAAAUGGCUACUGCAUUGAGAACACACGUUUAGUGGUACGCUAUCCUGACCGCCGCACUCAAAGGGUUCUUCCACUAAAGACCUGCCUCCCUGUCACACAGCAGGCAGGGCCAGCUGCUGGUCCCAGGCGGCGUGGCCCAGUGAAUGGAGAUGAGUGUUACUUCUGGAGAACCACUGGCUGCCAUUUUGGGGACAAAUGCCGCUACAAACACAUUCCUGAACAGAAAGGCAAGGACAGGAAACCCUGGCAGCCUUGAGCUCGGUUUGUUCAGAAACUUUGGCGUAUAGACUGAACAAAUGGAACUGGUACUAACUGGACCAGGGAUCUAAGUGGAUAGAUAACAUUUGCAAGGACUGAGAGUCAGAUGGUUUUUGCUCCAACCACAUUCUGCAUUGGAUGUUGUUCCUCGUUACAACUUUAACCAGAGAGAAGCAACUAACCUUUGAAAUAAUUAAGCGUAAUCUUUGGAAAUGAAACCUUUGUAUGCUCAGCCCUUCUGUGCACAUGGUGGCUUAUCCUGGCUUUAAGGGAUACAUCUAAGAUCAGAUCACAAACCUGCAGUUAACAGUGUCUUCACUGUUGCUUCCCCAUUAAAGGGGAAGUGAAACUGC
Messenger RNA from Thalassophryne amazonica, 2049 nucleotides. RefSeq names its product hsp70-Hsp90 organizing protein-like. The coding region runs from base 147 to 1694 and encodes 515 amino acids. The transcript is spliced from 16 exons. The record is from RefSeq and is a predicted model, not a curated record. NCBI's taxonomy places the organism in Eukaryota, Metazoa, Chordata, Actinopteri, Batrachoidiformes, Batrachoididae. Gene Ontology annotation, molecular function: metal ion binding; protein binding; RNA binding.